Molecule: messenger RNA, 3028 nt
Organism: Odocoileus virginianus texanus
Lineage: Eukaryota; Metazoa; Chordata; Mammalia; Artiodactyla; Cervidae
Gene: PITPNM3
Product: PITPNM family member 3
Cellular component (GO): cytoplasm; COPII-coated ER to Golgi transport vesicle
Molecular function (GO): glycerophospholipase activity; metal ion binding
Source: RefSeq, a predicted model, not a curated record
AUGGAGAUUGAAGUCUGUGAGGAUGGACUGGUGAGCUUUAUAACAGAAGAAGGAAAAUGCUACUCGGCACCCCUUUUGCAAACGAAUGGGCGCCUUGGUGGCCCUCCCCCGGGCGGUGGUGCCCCCUGGCACCUUCGAAAUGUCCUCAGCGACUCGGUGGAGAGCUCUGAUGAUGAAUUCUUUGAUGCUAGAGAGGAGGUGGCUGAAGGGAAGAAUGCCAUCCUUAUCGGGAUGAGCCAGUGGAAUUCAAAUGACCUGGUGGAGCAGAUGGAGACCAUGGGGAAACUGGAGGAGCAUCAAGGAGAAGGGAGCACGCCAUGCACUUCCAGCCUCCUCCAGGAGAAGCAGCGAGAAUUGUACCGGGUUUCCUUGAGAAGACAGAGGUUCCCAGCCCAAGGAAGCAUCGAGAUCCACGAAGACAAUGAGGAAGGCUGCCCGCAGCGCUCCUGCAAGACGCACGUCCUCCUGCUGGUGCUGCACGGGGGGAAUGUCCUGGACACGGGCUCGGGGGACCCAUCCUGCAAGGUGGCCGACAUCCACACCUUCAGCUCCGUGCUGGAGAAGGUCACGCGUGCCCACUUCCCCGCGGCCCUGGGCCACAUUCUCGUCAAAUUCGUCCCCUGUCCUGCCAUCUGCUCAGAGGCUUUCUCGCUUGUCUCCAACCUGAACCCCUUCAGCCACGACGCAGGCUGUCUCAGCAACAGCCAGGACCACGUCCCUCUGGCCGCCCUGCCCUUGUUGGCCAUCUCCUCCCCACAGUACCAGGAUGCGGUCGCCACUGUCAUCGAGAGAGCCAACCAGGUGUACGCGGAGUUCCUCAAGUCCCCCGAUGGGAUUGGCUUCAGUGGGCAGGUGUGCCUCAUCGGGGACUGUGUGGGGGGCCUCCUGGCCUUCGAUGCCAUCUGCUACAGCGCGGGGCCCACGGGUGACAGCCCUGGCAGCAGCAGCCGGAAGGGGAGCUUCAGCAGCACCCAGGACGCCCCGGUGGUGGCGGAGGAGGAGUGCAGCCUGGCCGGCAGUAAGCGGCUCAGCAAGAGCAGCAUCGACGUCUCCAGCGCCUUGGAGGAUGCAGAGCCCAAGCGGCCACUGCCACGGAAGCAGAGCGACUCCUCCACCUACGACUGCGAGGCCAUCACCCAGCAUCACGCCUUCCUAUCAAGCAUCCACUCCAAUGUGCUGAAGGAUGAAGCCGAGUCCCCAGCGGCCGGGGGUCCCCAGGCCCCCGAGGUCAGCCUGGGCCGCUUGGAUUUUGAGGUGUCCGACUUCUUCCUCUUUGGCUCGCCCCUGGGCCUGGUCCUGGCCAUGCGGAGGACGGUGCUGCCCGGACUGGAUGGUUUCCAGGUGCGUCCUGCCUGCAGUCAGAUCUACAGCUUCUUCCACUGCGCAGACCCCUCUGCCUCCCGGCUUGAACCUCUGCUGGAGCCCAAGUUCCACCUGGUGCCACCCGUCAGCGUGCCCCGCUACCAGAGGUUCCCGCUGGGCGACGGACAGCCCCUCCUCCUCGCUGAUGCCCUGCACACCCACAGUGCCCUCUUCCUGGAGGGCAGCUCCCGGGGCAGCCCGCCGCUGCUGGACGCCCCCGCCUCACCCCCUCAGGCCCCGAGAUCCCAGCGCCGGGCACGAAGGAUCAGCCAGGGCAGCUCCAGCGAAAGCUCGGAGUCCUCGGACAGCCUGGCCCCCGUGGGUGCCUCCCGCAUCACAGCCAAGUGGUGGGGCUCCAAGCGCAUCGACUACGCCCUGUACUGCCCUGACGUUCUCACGGCCUUCCCCACCGUGGCCCUGCCCCACCUCUUCCACGCCAGCUACUGGGAGUCCACGGACGUGGUGGCCUUCAUCCUGAGACAGGUGAUGCGCUAUGAGAGCGUGAAUGUCAAGGAGAGCGCUGGCCUGGACCCUGCGGCACUGAGCCCCGCCAACCCCCGUGAGAAGUGGCUUCGUAAGAGGACCCAGGUCAAGCUGCGGAAUGUCACUGCCAACCACCGGGCCAACGACGUGAUUGCUGCCGAAGAUGGCCCCCAGGUCCUGGUGGGGAGGUUCAUGUACGGGCCCCUCGACAUGGUGGCCCUGACCGGCGAGAAGGUGGACAUCCUGGUGAUGGCAGAGCCGUCCUCCGGCCGCUGGGUGCACCUGGACACAGAGAUCACCAACAGCAGUGGGCGCAUCACAUAUAGUGUGCCACGGCCCCGGCGCCUGGGGGUCGGCGUCUACCCCGUCAAGAUGGUCGUCAGGGGCGACCAGACCUGCGCGAUGAGCUACCUCACAGUGCUGCCCCGGGGCAUGGAGUGCGUGGUCUUCAGCAUCGACGGCUCCUUUGCGGCCAGCGUGUCCAUCAUGGGAAGUGACCCCAAGGUCCGGCCGGGGGCAGUGGACGUUGUCCGGCACUGGCAGGACCUGGGCUACAUGAUCCUCUACAUCACGGGGCGGCCGGACAUGCAGAAGCAGCGGGUGGUGUCGUGGCUGUCCCAGCACAACUUCCCACAGGGCAUGAUCUUCUUCUCCGAUGGGCUGGUGCACGACCCGCUGCGGCAGAAGGCCAUCUUCUUGCGCAACCUGAUGCAGGAGUGUUUCAUCAAAAUCAGUGCAGCCUACGGCUCCACGAAGGACAUCUCUGUCUACAGUGUGCUGGGCCUGCCACCCUCCCAGAUCUUCAUCGUGGGCCGGCCUACCAAGAAGUACCAAACCCAGUGCCAGUUCCUGAGCGAGGGCUACGCGGCACACUUGGCGGCGCUGGAGUCCGGCCACCGCUCGCGCCCCAAAAAGAACAGCUCACGCAUGAUCCUACGCAAGGGCAGCUUCGGCCUCCACGCGCAGCCCGAGUUCCUGCGGAAGCGCAACCACCUGCGCCGGACCAUGUCGGUGCAGCAGCCCGACCCGCCCGCCAACCCCAAGCCCGAGCGGGCCCAGAGCCAGCCCGAGUCCGACAAGGACCACGAGCGGCCCCUGCCCGCGCUCAGCUGGGCGCGCGGGCCCCCCAAGUUCGAGUCGGUGCCCUGAGGGCGGGGCGGUGCAGCAGAGCAGGGGGUGGGGG